AUGCUUGAUUCGAUGUACUUGGCGCGUCGUCACUCGAUAAUUCAAGGUUACAGUGUUGCUAUCGGACAACCGUGGUGGAUUCAUAAGUACUCAGUGCGAAGGCCAGAGCCGUGACAACAACCCCCAGCCUUACUAACAUACAUUCCUCUAGGAAAACACCUUUCAGUUCCGACUCGCUACGCUAGAGAGAAAAAAAAAGAUUAUCCAAAGUUUACCGUCUCUUCUUCGUCUUUUACCUCAUUGGCAUCAUUAUCAUCGUCACCCUCAGCUUCUAUAGCGUGAUGCAACAUGUUGUUUAUGAUUCAAAAUUGUGUUUUUUUUUCUUUUUUUUUACCAUCUGAGAAUGGCUUAAACUUAUCUUAUCACGUCAUGCCACCACAACAGCAAUGCAGCAUUGUUCCACGCAUACUUACAUGUAUAUAAAAUGUUCCUUAAAAUGCUUGAGAGUCAUGUCAUGAAGUACUCUUAUAACAGCUGCGGUCAUAAACGGUCCCCUAUCAACACCCUGCUAGACUCCGAUGUUUUUUACCUUGCUCCCUCUACACGUAGCGACCUCUGCGGUGCUGGAGAGCAGUCAUAGCAAGCUGAGUGAGGGAGAGCGUCAGUCAGUAUACCUGUGCACCUCGCCAUGGACAAUACCAUCGUAGCCCUCCACGGCGUGAACGACCUGCGCGUGGAGUAUCUUCCCGUUCCGGAAGUGGACCGCGAUGAGGUGCUAAUACGCGUAACAAAGGUGGGCCUGUGCGGAUCUGACCUGUGCGCGGUGUACAAGGGCACGCAUGGGGACCUCAGGAUUGGCCUGCCCUGCGGCCUGGGACACGAGGCGGCGGGGGUGGUCACCAAGUGCGGCCAGGACGUCACGCAUGUCAAGCCUGGAGACCGAGUGACCAUCGAACCGGGAACCUUCUGCCGCACGUGUGAGCUCUGCCUCACCGGGAAGCACAACGUGUGUGCCAACUCCAGCUUUCACGGGUCCCCGCGCUUCUAUCCCGGGUGUCUCGCCCGCUACUACAAGCACAAGGCUCUCUUCGUGUUUAGGUUGCCAGACUCUAUCAGUGAUGAGGAGGGCGCCGUGGUGGAGCCGCUGGCCGUCGCCGUGCACGCCUGUCGCCGCGCCGAGGUGUGGGCGGGGUGCAGAAUGCUGGUGACAGGCGCGGGGCCCAUCGGCCUGCUGUGCCUCAGUGUCGCCAAGGCUCUGGGCGCCACCAACAUCUUGAUCACCGACAUAAAGGACAGCCGCCUGGCGAUGGCCAAGCGGAUGGGGGCGGACCACACUCUACUGGUGACCUCCGAGGACACCCAGUGCCAGGUCCAGCAGGUGCAGCAAAUAAUGGGCUGUCAGCCGGACAUCACCAUGGAAUGCAGCGGCACCAAGGCGGGGCUCUCCCUCGGCAUCUACGUGACCAAGUCUGGCGGAAAAUUGGUGCAGGUGGGAGUGGGAGCCCCUGAAGUCACCGUUCCCCUGGUGCACGCCGCGGUGCGAGAGGUUGACAUUUUAGGCGUCUACCGCUACGUUAACUGCUUUCCUAUCGCCAUCGACCUGCUGGCCAAGAAGCUGGUGGACGUGAAGCCUCUCAUCACGCACCGCUUUAACUUUGAAGAGUUCCAGAAGGCCUUCGACAUGUUCCGCUCGGCAGAGGACGGCGCCAUCAAGUGCAUGAUCUCGUGCUAGCAGGGCCGCCGCAGGCACUGCAGGGAACGGGAACACGAAGACUUCACUGAAUGUAGCCUUUCCAGCGUGUCCUGAAAGCCUCCUCAGACACGUGCACCGAGGCUGUGGCGAUGGCAGUGGUGAAUGUCAACACCCAGUAUGGAAGUCAAACAGAAAUAUGAUAAAAAGAUUAAAUGUUCUUUGAAAAUUUACGAAUAAACAGAUCGCAACUUCA
Molecule: messenger RNA, 1886 nt
Organism: Scylla paramamosain (green mud crab)
Lineage: Eukaryota; Metazoa; Arthropoda; Malacostraca; Decapoda; Portunidae
Product: sorbitol dehydrogenase-like
Exons: 8
Coding region: 629-1672 (347 amino acids)
Biological process (GO): D-sorbitol catabolic process
Molecular function (GO): zinc ion binding; L-iditol 2-dehydrogenase (NAD+) activity
Source: RefSeq, a predicted model, not a curated record